UUUUCCUUUCUCUCCCCCCACUUUCAGAUCCAGUUAUGGGACACAGCGGGACAAGAACGAUUCAGAAAGAGCAUGGUCCAGCACUACUACAGAAAUGUACAUGCUGUUGUCUUCGUGUAUGAUAUGACCAACAUGGCGAGUUUUCAUAGCCUGCCAUCUUGGAUAGAAGAAUGCAAACAGCAUUUGCUAGCCAACGAUAUACCACGGAUUCUUGUUGGAAAUAAAUGUGAUUUGAGGAGUGCCAUUCAGGUACCCACAGACUUGGCACAAAAAUUUGCUGACACGCACAGUAUGCCUUUGUUUGAAACCUCUGCUAAAAACCCCAAUGAUAAUGACCAUGUGGAAGCUAUAUUUAUGACCUUGGCUCAUAAGCUGAAGAGCCAUAAACCGUUAAUGCUUAGUCAACCCCCUGAUAACGGAAUUACCCUGAAGCCUGAACCAAAGCCUGCAGUGACGUGCUGGUGCUAAAUCACAGUCUUUCUUGUACAAUCUAAUUUUGACUAAAGAGAUACUUUUGAAAUAUGACAGUGAUAAGUCAUAGAAUUUAAUCUCAAAUAUAAUGGAUCAUCCUGACACUUUACUGUUUAUCAUUGUCAUGCUUAUUUUUGUAUUUUGUAUCUACUUCAUCAAGUUUGUCACUGCGACAACACAAGGAAAAAGUUAGUUUUCAGAGGUUGAGUGAAGCAGAGUUAGGAUGAAUCAGAACAUCUUUCCAUUGUGAGCCCCAUGAGGAGGCUUCAAAUGAGAGUAUGAUGAGAUUUUAAGCGUCAGUGAUUGUUUAAUCCCGUGUUCCUGGGAUUGAAAAAAUAUAUUAAGGGUUUAGUAUACUUACUCAUAUGUGCUUUGAAUGGGAAGUGUUCUCAAUAGGAUAAAGACUGGUAUUUGCCUCUCCCUAGAGUUCUUUCUUUGUAUUAUUAAUGUACUUAAAUGCAUUAUUAUUGGUACAUUUUAGAGCCAAGACUUUAGUUCCAGUGGAAGGAGAGAGCCUAGAAUGUUUUCUGGUUCUCAGUCCAUAAAGAAUGACCUUUCCAACAGUUCUAGAUGCUUGAUAUUUCAAAUCACUAUCAAUCAGGUCUACAAAAAAAAUCAUUGUUAUUUUUAAAAGAGUAAUUUGAAUUGUUUUCUUACUAAAUUCUACACAAUAUACAAAAGUAAAUCAGAUAGUAAGGUGCUUUAUACUUUAUUUUGAUACCUUUAAGCAUUGAAAAACUAAUUGAAAGAUUUGAGGAGAUGUAAUUUGGGGGAAAAUAGCUAUACAUGGUUCCUGGCUAGCACAAAAGACCUAUUCCUGGCUUUUUGUCAAGCUGUGUGUCAGACAUAGGAUCUCUUGCUCUCCCCCAGCCCCCAAUCAAUUUAAUGCCUAAAGGCUGAAUAGGCAAAUCAUCUUCCAUUUGGAUUGUAACUCUGAGGGCAUACGUGUAAUUGCUGUGGGUCUACAUUUUAUUUCUGUAAUAGUACAUUACAGUACUUCUGUUGUUUAAAUCUUUACAUUUUUAUGGUCACAACAAACUACUCCUCCUCAGUAUAAAAAAUAAAUUAGAUAUUGAAAAAUAUCUAGUCUAUCCCUUGGUGGUAGAAAGAAUAUUUCAAAAAGUUUUUUUACCCCAACUACUUUUAUUUUGAAUUUAAGACUUUGCACAUAGGAAAUAGUAAGCUUGCAUGUGAAGCUAUUACAUGAAUGGAAUGUAAGCCAUGAACUUUAUCUGCAAGUGUGCACAUUUACUAAUUCUGAAAGAUUGCUGAACUUAAUAAUUUUAGAGGAAAUUAAGCCAAAAGAUGAUGAUACUUAAAAUAUUUUCAGAAUGUGGGAAACCAAUUAAAUAUGUGAUGUAAUCUAGUUUAGGAUUUUUUGUUUAAUCAUGAUGGUGGUCCUGACUGGUUAAUUUACUUAUGAAAAUUAAUAAUUCUAUUAAAUGAACUAAUGGAAAGUAAUAAUUACAGGAAAUAAUUAUUCUGUUUUAAACAUUAGAGCUUAAGGAAAAACAAAUUGGCUUUGUUUGCUUUUAAGAAGAUUAAUCCAUUUUUCUUAUCAUGGUAGAAUUAAAAAUGGUUUGACUUUGUCUAAAUUAGUGUUGAUUUGCAACUUUUUUUUUUUUUUUUUUUUUCUUCGCGGUAAGUGGGCCUCUCACUGCUGCGGCCUCUCCCGUUGCGGAGCA
This is a messenger RNA of Physeter macrocephalus (sperm whale), 2156 nucleotides long. RefSeq names its product ras-related protein Rab-33B-like. Gene Ontology annotation, biological process: regulation of exocytosis. The annotation marks the transcript as partial. The record is from RefSeq and is a predicted model, not a curated record. The transcript has a single exon. Lineage: Eukaryota; Metazoa; Chordata; Mammalia; Artiodactyla; Physeteridae. Gene Ontology annotation, molecular function: GTPase activity; GTP binding.